GGGGCUCCAAGGAGGGAUCGGGAGGGAUUUUUUUUUUGGUUGGCCUUUUUAUUUUUUUGCUCUUGGAUCCUGAUGCCAUCCCCCCUCCCCCCAAAGUGAGGUCCUCCCUCCUUCCUUCCCUCCUCCUUCUCCUCGCAGGCCAGCGAAGCAGCCGAUCAAGGGGGAGCUGGCGGGUUAGGUGCCCCCCUCUUCUCCCUGCCCUCCCCCCCCUCCCGGCCCGCUUCUCGCGUCUCCCCCCAGAGAUGAUGCAGCAGGACGAGUCAAACUCUCCAGUCUCCCCCGCCGACGACAGCUUGAGCAACAGCGAAGAGGAGCCGGACCGGCAGCAGCUGCCCAACAACAAGAGAGGGGGGCGCAAGCGCCGCUCCAGCCGCCGCAGCGCCGGCGGCUCCGUCGGGGCCGCGGACGAGCCGUGCAGCCCGGCCCAAGGCAAGCGGGGCAAGAAGUGCGGGGCGGGCGGGGGCGGCGGCGGCGGCGGCAGCAGCAGUGGCGGCGGCAGCCCCCAGUCCUACGAGGAGCUGCAGACCCAGCGGGUCAUGGCCAACGUGCGGGAGCGGCAGCGCACGCAGUCGCUGAACGAAGCCUUCGCCGCCCUGCGGAAGAUCAUCCCCACGCUGCCCUCGGACAAGCUGAGCAAGAUCCAGACCCUCAAGCUGGCGGCCAGGUACAUCGACUUCCUCUACCAGGUCUUACAGAGCGACGAGCUGGACUCCAAGAUGGCAAGCUGCAGCUAUGUGGCCCACGAGCGGCUCAGCUACGCCUUCUCGGUGUGGAGAAUGGAGGGCGCCUGGUCCAUGUCCGCAUCCCACUAGCAGGCGGCGUCCCCCACCCGCAUCCCCCCGGCAGGAGCCCUAGAUGACAUUGUUCCCACAGAAGGAGAGAAUGGACAAUCUAGAGACUCUGAAGUUGGAUACGAUUUUUUUUUUUUAUCUUUUCUAACCAAAAAAUGUACCAAGGAUUUCUUGGAAAUUAGAAGAGUAAAAUCCAAAUUCAAAGCAGGGCGUGGGGAGCACUUAAGGAAAGAGAAAGAGAGAAGGGCUUUGGACAGUGACUACCCUCUGGGCGUCGGUACAAUCCACACAUCUCUGCAUUCUGAUAGAAGUCUGAAUCGUUCGAUUUUAUUUUUUUUUUUUAAUUUUGACGAAGAAUGUUGGAAUCGAACUUUUUUUUUGUUUGCCCUUUUUUUUUUUUUGCAUGCAUGCAUUCCCAAGAGGUCGUGCUUAUGAGCCACUGAUGAAAGGAAAUACAUUAUUGUGGACUUUCUUCAUUCUUAAAUGAAACCAAGCAGCCAACCAAAAAUAUCCCUGUAGAGAUGAAAACCUUUUUUAUUUUUUUUUUAAAUUUUUUUAGGGGGGAAUAAGCUGGGCUCAAACUGUCAUAUACCCGGUUCCUAACUUUUUUAUUAUUAAUAUUUUUCCUCUGAGAAAAAAAA
Molecule: messenger RNA, 1432 nt
Organism: Zonotrichia leucophrys gambelii
Lineage: Eukaryota; Metazoa; Chordata; Aves; Passeriformes; Passerellidae
Gene: TWIST1
Product: twist family bHLH transcription factor 1
Exons: 2
Coding region: 243-812 (189 amino acids)
Biological process (GO): regulation of transcription by RNA polymerase II; developmental process
Molecular function (GO): RNA polymerase II transcription regulatory region sequence-specific DNA binding; DNA-binding transcription factor activity, RNA polymerase II-specific; protein dimerization activity
Source: RefSeq, a predicted model, not a curated record